This is a messenger RNA of Ambispora gerdemannii, 1806 nucleotides long. Lineage: Eukaryota; Fungi; Glomeromycota; Glomeromycetes; Archaeosporales; Ambisporaceae. The record is from the annotation of a GenBank genome assembly.
AUGAAUAACCCAGACACAGAUCUAGAAAGUGUUCGUCACGAGUAUCGUGCACAAUUAUCCGAGUUAACAUUUAACUCGAAACCAAUAAUCACCAAUUUGACAAUUAUUGCUCAAGAAAAUAUUCAUGUCGCGCGUGCUAUUGUACAAGCGAUAGAAGAUCAAAUCAAAGUGUCACUUCCGCCUCAAAAGUUGCCAGUUUUAUAUCUACUAGAUUCAAUAAGUAAGAAUGUUGGUGGAGUGUACAUUACACUUUUCUCUCAUAAUCUUUUACACACAUUCAUUGACGCAUAUCAUGCGGUCGAUGAUGCCACAAAACAAAAAUUCGAGCGUGUUUUAAAUACUUGGAAAGUUGGUCCUAAUGGUGGACCAGUGUAUCCUCUUGACGUGACUACAUCGAUUGAAAGGGCUUUGAUUAAACAACAACAAAUGCGAUAUCAGAGUAGAGGAUCGAUUGAUGGACGAAAUCAUAUUCACAUUAAUCCUAAUUUUCUAGCUGGAAUACAACAAAAUCAAAAUUCGUUGAAUAAUUAUCAACAACCUCAACAAACACCACAAACAUCUCAAACACUCAUCACUUCACAUGCUUCUGCCCCACUCUCACACACGCUUCCUCUUACACAACAACCCCAAUCAUCACAACCACAAUGGGCCGAUAACGCUCACUAUACUAAUGAUGGUGGUGGUGCUGGUGCAAAUUCAUAUACAUCCACCUCUACAACGACACAUCCAAGUCGUCAAGGAUAUUAUUCAACUCAAACGGUGAGUUUUAUUCCACCACCCGAUCAAGCACGCCUUAUACAAGAAUAUCGAGCUUUAUUAUCACAACGGCAACAAUACGCACUACAAAAUGCAGGAGAUCCUAAUAAUCAAGUACAAAUUCAAACUUUACAAGGGUUAUUGGAUUUAUUUCAAAUGACGACCCUAACACCGGAUCAAAUUCAGCAACUUCGUCAACAAAUUUCUAAUUAUAUUGGUGCUUCUGCUAAUCGAACUAAUAUUAAUCAUAAUGGUGUUGGUGUUGGUGUUGGUGAUGUUCGAGGAGUAGGGGGAGUAGUAGGAGGAACAACACCUCCAAUUGUUGUUAGUGUAACAGGAUCUAUGCUUAAAGAACUAGGCAAAAUUCAAUUGACGAGUAGCGACAUUCAAAAGAAACGUGAAGGUGCAAUCGCUAUAUUAUAUGACGCGUUUCCACUUCAAUGCAAACAAUGUGGAUUUCGAUAUGCUAAAACGGGAGAGGGUAAGGCAAAGAUGGAUGCUCAUCUUGAUUGGCAUUUUCGACAAAAUCGUAGAAUGAAAGAUAAAGCAAAGACAGCUCAGAGCAGGAAUUGGUUUGUUAUUGAGGAGGAUUGGGUUUAUUCCCGUGAAUCGGAAAUAAAUACAAUUAUUCAUUCAGCAGCCUAUUUCGAACCAGCACCUUCUUCAUCCGUCUCGUCAUCUACCCCCAAAAAAUCAGCUCCCGUGACUCAACAACAACCACAGCAAUCAAAAGAAGAGGAAGUGAUGAACGAGUCAACGGUGAUUGUACCAUUAGACUGGGAAAAGAUGAGUAAACCUUGUCCGAUUUGUCAAGAGAAAUUCAAGAAAUAUUAUAGUGAUGCGGACGAUGAAUGGAUUUUCAAGAAUGCUGUCGAGAUUGAUGGUGUGAUCUACCACGCGAGUUGUUAUGCUGAUGUUGCAAAGAAUCAAGAAACGACGCAGUCGUCGUCCCGUGAAAGCACCCCAAGCUCAGUACUUGGAAAACGAAAAGCCGAAGAGUCACAGCCUGAAGUUCUCGAAGUCCAAAAACGACCGGCCCUUGUUUCAUGA